This is a messenger RNA of Musa acuminata AAA Group (dessert banana), 1224 nucleotides long. Its product is annotated as probable LRR receptor-like serine/threonine-protein kinase At4g29180. Bases 1 to 1224 code for a protein of 407 amino acids. The record is from RefSeq and is a predicted model, not a curated record. NCBI's taxonomy places the organism in Eukaryota, Viridiplantae, Streptophyta, Magnoliopsida, Zingiberales, Musaceae. Gene Ontology annotation, biological process: protein phosphorylation. The transcript has 9 exons. Gene Ontology annotation, molecular function: protein kinase activity; ATP binding.
AUGGUCAACCAGUUUAAGAGUGGGAGGAUUCGACGCUUUCCCCACGGAACUCGCAAUUGCUACGCCGUGCCCGGGUUGAAGGAAGGGGACAGGUAUCCAGAAGACAAAUAUGACAGGACAUGGCGUCCUUGCAAUGGUUAUAUUGACUGUGAAACAUGGAAUUUUACAAGCAGUUCUUUGGGAAUCGAGACCACUGGUGGUGAUGCUUAUGAGGUCCCAGGCGUGGUCUCAAUUCGAGUGAGAGCAGACGGGGAACCCGAUAGUGAUAACAUCAGUCCUGCAUAUCUACUGGCAACUCAUGUCCAUUUCGUCCAUCGGCUGGCGUACCCAGGCUUAAAUGGUUAUUUUAAUCUGACAAGGGUGGCCGGUUCCACCCUUCCCCCAAUCCUCAAUGCUGCUGAGGUUUACAUUCCUAUUAAUCUUUCAGUUUUGGCAACAGAUCCAGCCGAUGUUGAUGCUAUGAUGGGGAUAAAGAAAUUAUAUCAGAUGAAGAUAUGGCAGUGUGAUCCUUGUGCUCCGCAGCAAUUCAUUUGGAGUGGAGUAAAUUGCACCUACUCAAGCUCUGGUACCCCAAGCGUCACCUCAUUAAACCUCUCUUAUCAUGGGUUGAAUGGUGCUGUAUCAAAUGCUUUGGCUAAUCUGAAGGCCCUUAACUACUAUUUAAUUUUGUCAAAUAACCGACUCAAUGGGCCUAUUCCAGCUUCUUUGUGUGAUGGACAAUCAAAAGGAUUGCUUGAGUUGAGAAACUUCACCUUCAUUACAAUGAGAAGCAGUGUUAACAGCACUCUUUUUGUUUCUUUUAAUGAAAUAAUAGCGACGCCAAUUCAAGACUCGCUUGCUAUACCCGAAACCCAUAGAUUUACAUAUGAUGAAUUGAAGGCCAUCACCAACAAUUUUGAUCUUGUACUUGGAAAGGGGGGGUUUGGGAAUGUUUACCAUGGUCGAUUACAUGAUGGCACUGAAGCUGCAGUAAAACUUUUGCACUCACAUCGGAUGGUCAAAGGGACAUCAUCUGAGGAGUCCAUGUCUGCAAAUUCUGGCUCCAGAUCACAUGGGAUGAAAGAGUUUCAAGCCGAGGCUCUUCUCUUAUCGAGGGUCCAUCACAGGAACUUAGUGUCUUUGAUCGGGUACUGUAGAGACAGCAAUCAACUUGGACUUGUUUAUGAAUAUGCUGCUCGUGGAAGUCUUAGAGAUCAUCUUUCAGGUAAAAAAGAUGUUGAAUAG